Messenger RNA from Sorghum bicolor (sorghum), 1195 nucleotides. Its product is annotated as NADPH-dependent aldehyde reductase-like protein, chloroplastic. The transcript has a single exon. NCBI's taxonomy places the organism in Eukaryota, Viridiplantae, Streptophyta, Magnoliopsida, Poales, Poaceae. Bases 89 to 874 code for a protein of 261 amino acids. The record is from RefSeq and is a predicted model, not a curated record.
GCAAAACAAAACUCGUGCUGAGCAACCACACAAGACACAAGACUAGAGUGCGUGACUCCGCGGUUAAGGCAGCAAGCAGCCAGCAGCCAUGGCAGCCGCAAACGCCGAGAACACGUCGUCGCUGCUCCGGCUCGACGGCCGCGUCGCGCUCAUCACCGGCGGCUCCCGCGGCAUCGGCCGCGAGGUGUCCUCCCACCUCGCCGCCCUCGGCGCGCGCGUCGUGGUGAACUACGCGUCCAAUUCCGCCAGGGCAGACGAGCUCGUCGCGGAGCUCGCCUCCCGCGGCCACCAGGCCGUGGCCGUCCGCGCGGACGUGUCAGACCCGGACGCCGUGCGCGCGCUCUUCGACCGCGCCGAGGAGGCGUUCGGGUCCCCGCCGCACAUCGUCGUCUGCUGUGCAGGCGUCCUCAGCGACAAGUACCCGGCGCUCGCGGACACCGCCGUCGAGGACUUCGACGCCAUGUUCGCGGUGAACGUGCGCGGGACGUUCCUCGUGUGCCGUGAGGCGGCGAACCGAGUCCCAGCCAACAGCGGCGGCCGCAUCGUGACGUUCUCGUCGUCCAUCGUCGGCACGCUCCUGCCGGGAUACGCGGCGUACACGGCGACCAACGCCGCCGUGGAGGCGAUGACGAAGAUCCUAGCCAAGGAGGUGGCGGCGAAGGGAGUGACUGCGAACGUGGUCGCGCCGGGGCCCGUGCGCACCGAGCUUUUCUUGGCCGGGAAGGACGAAGCGUUCCUGCGGAAGGUGGAGCAGCAGUCCAUGGGGCGCAUCGCCGAGACGACGGACGUGGCGCCGGUGGUGGCGUUCCUGGCCAGCGACGCCGCGGUAUGGGUGAACGGGCAGGUCAUCAGGGUCAAUGGUGGUUUCGUCUAAUAAGGGUCUAAGCGCGACAGCCAACAGGUGUUCAAAUAUAGUGGCAUCUACCCCCCCCCCCCCCCCCCCCCACACACACACACACACGUACACAAGUUGAAGAAAUGCGUGUACCGUACGAGAGCGUUUUUUUUGUUGAAUAAAAGUACGGUAGUAUAGGAGUGUACUUAGUGGGGAUCAUGCAGUAUAACUCAACUUACAUAAGGCGUUGUCUAGUUGGAUAGGUCUACUGCUAUGUUCUUGUUACAGUAGAUUGGAACAGUAAAAAUAAAAGUGUGUCCUUUAUUAAUGAACAGUAAAAGUAUAUAUACACAUUCUCAA